AGCAGGGCUGGAGCUGGCACAGACCCACCUGCCUGGUGACCACGAGCCCCAUUGCUGCUGGGUGCGUUCCCAGUCAGAGCACCCUGAAGAGACGGGAUCUGAUGUGUGUGUCUGCAUGGGGCUGCAGGUCGCUGUGCUCUGCAGGAGCUGUUUUAAAAGUUGUUUUAUUUAGCAGCAUUGUGGCUGCAGAAAAAUCUGUAUCUUGCUUCCAGCCCGUUCGCAACUCGUUCUAGAGGGAUGGCAUCCACAAGAGAGCAGGUUUCGGUGCAGUCCCAGAAAAAGCUGUAAACUUAGAUUGGUUGCUAAGAAUUAGAAGGGAACAGCACUGACUGUGUUCACAAGAAGUGCUGGCUGAAGGCAAAAAUAGGAAACGGAGCAGGACCGCAGAGUUUUAUAGCAUGUGUGUAUAUUCUGUUUCUCUUACCUGUAUGCUGAUACUAGAAAAGGACUUAAUACAAUGUUUGUUUUCUUCUUCUAAAAUCUGAAGUUUAUUUUCAAAUACAGUUCUGACCACGGAAAGGAGACAUGCUGGAGCAUCCAUCGCAUCUCUGCUUGAUGCUGAAGGUUUCCUCGUGUUGCAGGACGGCACGAGCAUGGCAUGGACCUGGCAGGUGGGCAGCGGAGCAAACGAAGCAGCCUUGCUCUGGGCAGCGCAGCAGUGCCUUCCUCUCCGAGCUCCCAGCACUGAUACAGCCAACCCACAGCGCACAACGGGGCAGUGCGGGAACACAGCCCCGCCAGGAGCCGCAUCCCCGCCCGGCUCGGGGAGGAGGGCAGCGGGGAGGUGCGGGGCCGCCUCCUGCCGCGGGUGGGGCCGGAGCAGCCCCCAGUGCCGCCGCCUGCCCUGGCCGGAGCCGAGGACCGCGGAGCUGCGGCGAUGGGCUGCGGCCGUGCUGUGUGCGUGCUGCUGGCUGCCGCGCUUCUAACAGCCCGUGCUUUCCCUCAGACCAACAUCAAGAUCAGCCAAGCCCUGCCGGAGCCUGUGCACGCCUACUCCUGCCCUCUCUUCUGGACGGAGUACGAAGGGCACUGCUACCGCUACUUCCCCAUCAACAAAACCUGGGCUGAGGCCGACCUCUACUGCGCUGAGUUCUCCAUUGGCAUCAGGUCAGCGAAGCUGGCCUCCAUUCACAGCUGGGAAGAGAACGUCUUCGUGUAUGACCUGGUGAACAGCCGCGUGCCCGGCAUCCCCACUGACAUCUGGAUGGGGCUCAAUGACCUGCGGCAGGAGGGUCACUUUGAGUGGACGGAUGGCACCUCCUAUGACUACAACUACUGGGACGGCAGCCAGCCCGAUGAUGGCAUCCACUCCAUCCCAGAGGAGGAGGACUGUGUGCAGAUCUGGUACCGGGCCAGCAGCGCGCUGCGCUCCUGGAACGACAACGCCUGCGGCCGGACCUUCCCCUUUGUCUGCAAAAUCCCCUCGCUGGCCCUGGACUGAGCCUGACCAUGUGCCCGGCUUCGUGCUGCCUCAGUGGGGCAGGGCUGGGAUGGAGCAGGCCUCAUGUGCUUUGCCGGGGUAGCAUGGCAUGGAGCAGGCCUCGGGCCUCAUGCUCUUGGCCUCGGCCCUGGAGCUCUGCCCGCUGACAAGCGAGCUGCAGACCAAUGGAAGUCCCCCAGACUUAAGCCUGGGGUCGGGUUUAAAAUAAACUCUCACAGGAAAUCUGUAGGAAA
Molecule: messenger RNA, 1674 nt
Organism: Numida meleagris (helmeted guineafowl)
Lineage: Eukaryota; Metazoa; Chordata; Aves; Galliformes; Numididae
Gene: CLEC19A
Product: C-type lectin domain containing 19A
Exons: 5
Coding region: 878-1441 (187 amino acids)
Molecular function (GO): signaling receptor activity
Source: RefSeq, a predicted model, not a curated record